AUGGCAGGCCAGGAGCCUCUGCGACAGUUUCGGGAUGUCAAAGAUGCCGUCUAUCGCUAUGACGCCGUUUUCGCGGCAAUCAAAUCGCCAACUGAGAUUUAUGAGGACAAGUUGAGAUCGAUCCAAGAUCGCAUCGCGCAAAUAUGGUCCGAAUUACCGUCGGCGCCGCCGGACCAAAUGUCCAGGCUUCAGGAAAACCUGAUUGAGCUGGGCGGCCAGAAGAAGGAACUGGAAAUCGACCAAAAGAACAAUAUUGAGCACUAUAAGAGAGUUCACGCGCACAAGAUCCGGCAAACCAUGGACUCGUUCCGCGACCAUCUCUUUCAACUCAUGGGACCAUCCAGCGGCCAGUCUCAAUUUCAGAUGACGCCUGACACUACACGGCUUGGGACUGAUCGAGUUGAGAGCGCGCCCAUCGAACCCGAGUUUCCUGAGCCAGCACCUAUUGUUCCUGUUUCUGCAGAUGAUGAGAUGGACGAUGGACCAAUGUUUGAUGAUAGCCUGAUGGAUGACACCAUAGAUGACACCAUGGAAGACGGUGCUGAUCACGAACCUGCGCAAGACAUCUUACCCCAGGAGGACAGUGUGAUGCAAGAACCUCUUGAGACUGAACCCCACAACGAAGAACCCCUAGAAGAGCCGCCUCCAGAAAACCCAACAGCAGACGAACCUUUCGAAGCGGUUCCUACCAAUGGGGAACCUGCCCAAGAUGAAACUGCUGGAGAUGAAACCGUUGAGGAACCGGCAGAGGAAGAGACUAUGGAGACGGCGCCCGCCAACAGGGAAGCUGGCGCGGACAGUACUGUAGAGCCUGAUGGCGACCAAGCUGCAGAAGCAGAAGCAGAAGCAGAAGCAGAAGCAGUCGAGCGAGAACCUGUCGAUGAUAAGCCUAUCGCAAGCAGGACUCGAAAGCCUCGCAAUCGAAUAAAGGCAUCGAGCCGAGAUAUUGCUGCCCGCGAAGAUAUUUCUGCUCGUCAUGCCAGAUAUACCUUCAGUCCAUCACCGAGUCCGGCCGCAGAAACCAUCACAGUACAAGCGGACGAGUCUGAUGAUGAUUCUGAUGACGAGGAAGAAGUAGAAGGGGAGGAUGAAGAAGAGGAUGAAAAUGAGGACGAAGACGAGGACGAAUCGUCAGAAGAAGAGGAUGAGGUAUCUGAAGCCGAAUUCUCUGAACCUGAAGAAGCUCCCCCGUCACCACGACAAACGAGAUCAAGAGGAACCAAACGCAAGGGAAACUUCUCGAGCCCGGUGUCGACAACCAAACGCCAAAAGUCCGAACGAGCAUCAUCUACCAACAAAGAGACACAAAAGGACGCACCAACAACAGAGUCAACACGACGCCAGACGCGACUAAGUCAGCGACAUCAGGACACGACAGGCACUGACGAAUUCAAGGGGAUUACCGACCCAAAAUGCGGAAAGGUCUAUUUGACAUACUGGGACAAGACCAAAGAAUGGCUUGCUGUCCUCAUUCUGCCUAUGGGCAGUUUCGACAAGAUCGGAAUUCCUGGAUCUAUCGAAACCUGCGGCUUGGCAGAUUCCCUUCCACCUUGUUACCAGUAUGAUAAAGUGUCCCGAGAAUACAAAUGGGCCAAACCUUAUGAGACUGGGAACCGUCUCGUCAACGAACGCAUGUUUCCAGUCAUGUACUUUGAUGGUCGAGACUUUCCUAACAGGAGUGCCAUCGACUGGAUUGACGCAAAGGACUUGCGGAGAUUCAACCCAAAGCUCAACAAUGAUCUUCUUCCUCACAUCAAAGAGGUCGACAAAUAUAUAAAGGCUGACCCGGCCAGAACAGCUUUGCAGGAAGAUGACGAAGAUGGCGAGGGAGUGCUGCAAAAAGGGGCAACUGAGUCCCAAGCACCGAAUCCAAAAGAACCGAAGUCGAAGAAAAAGAGCAAGUCGAGUGAAAACAAGACUUCAAAAUCCAGCAAGGCCAAGACAAAUUCAAAGAAGCAGGCCUCAGCAACAGAUGCACCAACAGAAGCCCCAACAGAUACAGCACCAGAUACAGAGGUUCCCAAGGUAAUCCCUACGCCGGAACAAAUGGCAGCACACAGGGCAGCAGCACUGAAGCCUCAAGUUCUGAGGAUGAUUGGCCACCAUAAUACCUCGGGCAUAUCAAAACCUAACCAGGCCGCAACCUCGAAGCCAGCAACGCCGGCGCCUGCGAAAUCAAACGAGAAAGACCCAAAUGGUCGGCCUGCAUCGAAACCACCGUCUCAUAAGCCAGCAGGGCCGAAGUCAUCAAGCUCAAAGCCAGGAACGGCGAAUCCUGCGAGACCGGCGGGGAAAGGUCCUAAUCAGCAUGCAUCACCAGCACAAAGAUCGUCGGGUUCGAAGACCCCGGCUGCUUCAGAUCCCAGACCAAAGCCCACAAGACCUGCAGAAAAAGAAUCACACCAGCCUCCCCCGAAGCCAUCAGCAGCAAAGCCAGCAACAGCGAGACUAGCCGAGAAGAGCGCAAGCCAGUCUACCCCAAAGCCACCAGUAGCAAGAGCCGCGUCGAAACAAACUGAGAAAGAAUCAAAUCAGACUGCAGCAGGUCCAUCAGCACCGAGACCUGCCGAGAAUCGUCAAACCAAUCAGGUCCAGACAAGAGCCAAGCCAACGGGUCCGCGGCCAACAGUAACGAGGGCAGCAUCAGGGACACCUGCCGAGAAGGAGCCUAGCCAGCCCGUCUCAAAGCCGGCGGCACCAAAGCCAACAGCGCCGAGGCCAGCUGAGAAGGAAUCAAAUCCACCUCCGCCUAAGCCAACUGAACAGCGCCCGAACAAGCCUGCUCAGAGCAAGCCUAAGGCACCUGUAACUGCGGAACCUGAAGUUCCUCCUCCAGUCUCCGAUGAAAUUCAAACGGAAUUUGAGACGGCGGUAUUUGAGCCUCAGGAUGAUGAGCCUGCUCCAGUUCUGGAAGAGGACUCUCCAGCUCCUCCUGUCCAGCAACGAGCUACUCCUGUUCAGCAACAGGCUCCCCAGACCAGUGCUGACCCUCCGCCUCCGCCUCCACCUCCAGUUCCAAGAGCACCAUCAGCGCCGCCAAGGCCUCAGUCAGUUCCGCACCCCAGUAACGUCUCUCGUCCCUUGCCAGCACCUUCGCCAGUGCCAAGGCCUGCAAGUACCAGGAAUCCGCCACGGCCACUACCUGGUGAAGAUGUCAAGGAGGAGAAAAAACCCAUCAUCGUUAUUGACAUUUCGGAUGACGACUCAGACGCUGAAAACAAUGCCGCUGCUGCACGCACCUUGUCACAGCGGGCUUCCCGAGCUCAAGUUAUCCAACAGUUGACUGCCGCUCUCGCAGCUGACUUUACCGAUAGCCAGCAACGAACGACGGCAGCCCAACGUACUGACGCGGAUCGCCUCGCGGCGGUUGACAUCGCGCUGGCGGCACUGGGGCGGGAUGAACCAUUGAAUACGUCGGCUGGACAGGCGUGGGAUCGGAGAUCUCAUGAUGCGACACACAGGCCUGCGCAAGGGGAUGUAGAGAGAGCACGUGCAGCAAUCUACACCUCAGUUGUGACAAACCCGCCUCUGCCAGAUCAGCACCAAGCACAAGUGGCAAACCCGAACCGGAACUUCGGUAGGCAGCUUGGCUCUGGAUCACUCCCAAUCCCGCCGACACAGCCGUUGCCAGGACCCAUGGAGAUCGAUAACUAUGCGCCACACCCUCCAUACAGCGCAGGGCCGAGUCCAAUAAGCCAAGCAUGUCGCCAGCCUCCUCCUGACCAGUAUGCACAUCUGCAGCAGCCCCAGCCACGACAAGGGCAGGUUUUUCAACAACAGCUCCUGACAGAGUACACGAAUGCUACGCCCAGCCACCCAGAAAACUCAUCUCGGCGGGCAAGUUAUGAUCAGACAGCACGGAUACCUGAACCUCCUCCCACGACUCAGUACUGGCAUACGCAAGGGCGAUUACAGCAGACAGGCGAUCCCCAACAGUCACAUCAGAAUCAAUAUCAGCCAAGCCAAGCGCAUGCUUCCCCUAUGUCCACUACAUCUUCGAUUCACUAUCCGCGACCUGAUUCUCAACAACAAUAUACGUCUCACCAGGCGGCUCCCUCACAAUAUCAGAUUACGCAGUACCAAACGCAACAGUCGCCAGCGCAGUCAUAUAACCAGUCGCCGCAAGCUUAUCAACAGCAGCCUGUGGUGCAACAUCAACAGCCACAACCCGCCCAACAAUAUCAUACCGCCCCUCAGCCAGCCCCGACGCAGCAGUGUGACAUUCUGGCACAAAUUCUGCCAGUUGAGAGACCUACUCAACGCACUCCUUCUCUGGCACACUUGAUGCACAGACAUAUGCAUGAAUCUCCUCACAGCAAUCGUAAUCAGGUGCUGCCGCCACCUCCGCAGGCUUCUCCCCCCAUUCCUUCCGCCCAAGCUCACAACCAGACAUCACAUACAUCUAGUCCAUCCUUUACCAGCCCGUAUGCCGCCCCUAUAACACAGCCUUCACCACAAGCGGGCCAGUUACCAAGUGUACCAACAGUCCCCUCACAGCAAACGACGAUUCUCCGUACCAGCCACGAGUGGCCAACCGCAUAUCAAAACAACCAAGUACAGGCGCAGCAGGCCGGGGCAUCUGCUGAACGGCCUUCAUCGUCUCAUUAUCAAUCCGCACCCUCAAGCCACUCUCGGCCAGCCUCUGGCCACAGGCAAAACGAGCAGCGGCCUCCCGACCAACCAGCAACUCAUAGCGCAUCUCAAUCUUACUCAUCGCCACACUGGAAUCAACAAUCAUCAAGCCAAGCCUCGAAUCUUCCUCCUCCUCGGCCACUCGCGGACAUCGAUCAGCAAUUCCAAGAUCCGAACCUACUGCCACCUUUAGUGUCGAGUAACAGGUCACAAGAACGACCAUACCAGUCUUCUUAUAACCCCUACUCCACCAUUGCUAGCAGUCCGCAACGCCAUGAACCAUCUACAGCUGGAGUACACCCACCUCAGCUUCCUCAACCCCGACAAGGAGGUGCAGGUUUGCCACCGGGUUUCUCUCAACAACAACCUCAUCAAUCAGCACCGGGAGCAGCCUAUCAUCCAGCGCCACUGCGGCAAGUUGAACCAGCUGCUGGACCCGGGCCCUCGCCGAUACAAUCAGUAGCAAGCCCUCAUGAACAACGGGCCUUACCUCCCCAGCCAGAGUCUUCAGCACCUCCGGCAUCACAGUCAUCCGCGCCAACAGCUCCUAAUCAACAAGCUGAGGCUGAGUCUCGUUCGCCCCGUGGUAAGCGAGACAAGCGCGACAAGCUAAACUCAGAGCCGCCGGGGAAUACUCAGCAAUCGGAGCCUGCCAGCACUGAAGCCAACAAAUUUCACCCAUGGGUCCAAGUUGAUCUCAACCUACCCCAGGACCCUCCCGACUGGGGUGACUCAAUGCCAUUCGAUCUUGUAGAGUUCAUUUCUGAGUGGGAGCGCCUUCGUUCCCUACGCCAAGGUCUGGCAGGUCUACGAAACCACAAGGGCGGCCUCGAAUGCUUGUUCUGCAAUGGCCCCGAACGGGUGCCUUACGUCUAUGACCGCAAGAACUAUUUCGAGAAGCAUCUCUUGCAUCACUGGCAGAGGGUGAAGAAGCUUCAUCCUGAGGGGCCAGAUCCUACCCCACGCCCUGUACAGCGGAAACAGCAGUAG
This is a messenger RNA of Fusarium musae, 5622 nucleotides long. RefSeq lists its product as uncharacterized. The transcript has 3 exons. Gene Ontology annotation, biological process: regulation of actin filament polymerization. The record is from RefSeq and is a predicted model, not a curated record. Gene Ontology annotation, molecular function: actin filament binding. Bases 1 to 5622 code for a protein of 1873 amino acids. Gene Ontology annotation, cellular component: plasma membrane; cortical actin cytoskeleton; actin filament. Lineage: Eukaryota; Fungi; Ascomycota; Sordariomycetes; Hypocreales; Nectriaceae.